Molecule: messenger RNA, 828 nt
Organism: Coccinella septempunctata (seven-spotted ladybird)
Lineage: Eukaryota; Metazoa; Arthropoda; Insecta; Coleoptera; Coccinellidae
Product: serine/threonine-protein phosphatase 6 regulatory ankyrin repeat subunit B-like
Exons: 2
Coding region: 1-828 (275 amino acids)
Molecular function (GO): protein binding
Source: RefSeq, a predicted model, not a curated record
AUGUUGAAGUUAUUGGAAGAGGGGGCGGAUGUGAAAUGCACCGAUGUUAUUGGCUAUGCUUGUCUUCACCACGCAGUGCUAUGCGGACAUUACAAAUUAAUUAAACACCUAGUAAUGUAUGGCGCUGAUAUAGAGCAAGAAGGCAAUUUUUACGGUUACAAACCAAUUCAUUUGUGUGUUUAUGCGGCCAACAAAGACAAAUGCUUGGAAGAGUUACUGAAAUAUGGUGCUCAACUAGAUGCCGUUGACUGUUUGCAAAAUACCUUACUACAUUUAGUGGUGAAGUUUAGACCCCAAGAUAUGAAUUUUAUCGAAAAACUGCUCGAUUACGGUUUAGGUCCAAAUGCCACAAAUAUAAUAGGAAACAACUGCCUCCACAUCAUUGCUGCAUCUCGCACAUGCUCUAUCGAAAAGGUCCUGUUUCUGGCGAGGAAAUUCAUACACAGAGGUGUUGAUAUCGACCGUAAGAAUACAUCAAUUGGUGAGACACCCUUACAAAUAGCAUCCCGUACAGGAAAGACGGUUUUGGUCGAUCUUCUUCUUCGUGAGGGGGCGGCAAUAGACGUGAGGAGCAACAUUGGAUUGACUGCUUUCGAGCAAUUGUUCGUGGAAAAUCAUCCAAUGACGGCCAUCAUCACCACCUUCAUUAAACACAUCGCUCUGAGAAAACACCGUGGGGAAAAUGUUGAAGACAGUAUUUUUAGGAAAAUUGCCUCCGAUGUGAAACUACAAAUCAUAUAUCGCUAUUACGACGAAGAUUUGGAGUAUCUGAAAUCCAUAAAUAUAGUUGAAACACACUGGAUGGACAUUGGAAAAGCUAAAGAAUAA